Messenger RNA from Trichoplusia ni (cabbage looper), 2976 nucleotides. RefSeq names its product zinc transporter 9 (gene ZnT49B). Bases 246 to 1982 code for a protein of 578 amino acids. The record is from RefSeq and is a predicted model, not a curated record. Lineage: Eukaryota; Metazoa; Arthropoda; Insecta; Lepidoptera; Noctuidae. Gene Ontology annotation, biological process: transmembrane transport; zinc ion transport. The transcript has 12 exons. Gene Ontology annotation, cellular component: membrane. Gene Ontology annotation, molecular function: monoatomic cation transmembrane transporter activity.
CAUUCAUGUCAAAGCUGUCAUCGUAUCUCAUGUCAUCAGUCUAUCACGACUUUCGACUCGACGAAUUAUUCAAAAUAAAAUACUAUGUAUAACGUUAAUUUUAGUGUUUAGGCUAUAAACUGAAAUACAUUUUAAGAAUAAUGUAUAUUUAAAAGUAUAACUGUUUUUGUGACUAGUAUUUUCAAAUUAUUGAUGUGACAGUUCCAUUGUAUUCAAGGUUGGAAUUUUCGUAUCAUCAAACUAUCAUGUUGCCUUCGGUAGCCGCUAAGUGUUUCUAUAGGAAUCUAAGUAGACAUUCGAUUGAAAUAAAAUAUUUGCAUACGCUAUGUUUUGGUACUCCCAAAAUAUUACGACAUGACUUUUUCAUCGAAGGCAGAGAACUGGGAAGAUGUGUGAGCACUACAGCAUAUCUGUUUGAAACACCAAAAUCUAAAAGUGCCCCGAUUCUGGAGAAAGCUGCUCCAGAAGCAAAUACUGAGGAGAAAGUCAUAAAACAAAGUGUGACUGGCGACAUCAUAGUAAAAACGGAAUCUGAUGCAAAUAAAGUGGUAACUAAGGUGACAAUAGAGAAGAAUAAAUUACCAAUUAAAGAACUUCCAUCUCCUCCAGUUAAAAAACGCCUUCUGAUUGAUUUCUCUGCUUCAUACACUGAGCGUAACUUUAUUACCCCAAUGAGGGCUAUGACAGAAUACUUAUUGAAGCAAUCUGAUCUGGAAACACUGCCCAAAGUUUUAAGAAGAUCACCAUAUGAAUCAGAACCACCAAUAACAGUAUAUUAUCGCAAGGAUGUUGAAGCGAAGGCUUUUGAGGUAUGGGGAUCAAAAGAAGCUCUCGAUAAAGAACUCUUGAGAAGAGAGUUAGAUAGAAGAAGAUAUGAACAAGAUGUGUUUACGGUGAAAAGGCGACUAAGAAAUUACAGAAGGGAAAUGAGCCACAAGCGUCUUAAACAUGGAGUAGAAGAGCUAGGGUUGAGAACAAGAUCUGGAAGAGUUGUACUAACAGCAGUUGGAAUAAAUGGUUGCAACUUUCUGUUCAAACUCUGUGCUUGGUUUUAUACUGGGUCGCACAGUUUAUUCUCUGAAUGUAUUCACUCACUUGCGGAUACUGUCAACCAGCUGAUUCUUGCCUAUGGUAUACAUAAAUCAGUUCAAAUGGCAGAUCCAGCUCAUCCAUAUGGUUACACAAAUAUGCGAUACGUUUCGUCCCUAAUAUCUGGUGUUGGGAUAUUUUGUGUAGGAAGUGGUUUGUCUUUCUACCAUGGGGUUACAGGAAUACUCGAUCCUCAACCGCUUCAUGAUUUUUAUUGGGCCUAUUUCGUCCUCGGAGGCGCUGUCGUUUCUGAAGGUGCUACAUUAAUGGUAGCGCUUAAUUCGCUUCGUAAAGGCGCGAAGGAGGCUCACACGUCGUUAUACGAAUAUAUAAUGCGCAGUUCCGAUCCAUCGGUCAAUGUAGUACUGUUAGAAGACACAGCAGCCGUAGCGGGUGUGGUCAUGGCUUCAGGGUGCAUGGCCAUAUCGCAAUACACAGGGAACCCAAUAUUUGAUGCUCUUGGAAGCAUAUUGGUAGGAACCCUUCUCGGUGGGGUCGCGUCAUUUAUAAUCCUCACCAAUGUCGGAGCUCUUGUUGGAAGGUCAAUACCACAAGAACAAUUGGAUGAAAUCAAUAGCGUAUUGGAGCGUGAUUUUAUGAUAAGAGCCAUUCAUGACGUAAAAGGCAUUGACAUAGGUAGUAACCUAAUAAGAUAUAAGGCUGAAGUUGAUUUCGACGGCAGAGCUCUUACAAGGUCGUAUUUAGAGAAGCAUGAUUUAAAUGCUCUUAUAGAGGACAUGAAAAAAGUUGAAACAAUUGACGACGUGGAAGCAUUUUUGCUAAAACACGGUGAAAAUAUUGUGGAUAUGCUCGGAGGAGAGAUCGACAGGAUAGAAUUAAAAUUAAGGAAAAAGUUCCCGCAGAUUCGCCACUGUGAUUUAGAAAUACUGUAAAAAACUAGUUGUAUAUAAACGUUAUUGCAAAUUAGACAACUGCGUAGCGAACCUAGUCAAAAAGAGUUCACAGAUUGUAAAGAAAAAAUAAAAGUUUUGGAUAAAUCAUUUAAAUAUUUAGUAAUCUUAUUUCAAAUGAUAUUGUAAUAUAAUGUAGAGCUUGUAUUUUUGGCAACUAGGUACUUUUUGUUGAAUAUAUCAUAUUGUUAUGUGUACGAUGAACAAGAAUUAAAUGUAGAUUUACUGUUUAUAUUCCGAAGUGAGCGGCUUCUGUUUGUUAAGACGUUUUAUCUGAAACGCAAAUACAAAACACUUUCCUAAGCUAUCGCCAUAUUACCUUCACAGUUAAUGUUCGGUCGUAUAGUCUCUACAUAUAAUAUAUAUGACAACGCCAAGCUAUAAUUUAUCUUGAGUAACUAACUUAGAGGUAGUCCAAGAUUAGUUAGCAGAGCAUAAUAUUAAAAUAGAGUAAGCAGCAAUGGAUUUAUGUGUUGACCCAUUCGAUGUACCGUUUUCUUACGGUCGGUAUAAGUAAUUGUUUAGUUUCAACAGCGUAAACAAGAAAUUUGUCGAAUUAACUUUGGAGCUCGACGAUAUCAACGUGUAUGUUCUUACAUUAUCCAUUUAUUUGUGCUAACGCUAUAGUGUUAACGCGUAGAAGUAUAAGCCGCUUGAUGAUUUAUAUAAAAUGUUGAGCAAAAAUAAAUCCAAACAUUAAUAAAAAUACGCAAUUUAUAGUGUUGACUUAGAUUGGAAGACAUUCCAUAAGCUCUUUGUAAACUCGUAGUUGUUCUCCACUCUAUCGUGACAGUGUGCCUUGAUUUCUUAGUCUCAAAAUAGUUUCCUGAUUAAUUGUUGUAUUUCUCUGUGAUCUAGGAUUGUAUUUUAUGUAUGUAAUCUGUAUUGAUCUAAGUACUGUAUAGGCGUAAAAGUAAUUCUUAAGUCCCAUAAUUAUGUUCUGCGUUACUAUGUAAAUAAAUUGUUAUAAUAUUUA